CUCUCUCUCUCUUCCCGUUUUCAUUUUUAACUCCGUUUUUGGUUUUUAUGCUUAGGAGAAAAAGAGUGAGCCCCCUGCUUCUUCCACGCACCUAUUUCUCUCUGCUCUGUUCUACACGCUAACAAUGGAGUUGGAAGCUGAACUGGUAACUGCUAACGAAAGUUCUGCUGAAAAAACAGUAGGACCAUGUGUGGGCGCUUCAAUUUUGGAACCAUAUAUUGGUAUGGAAUUUGAUUCUGAAGCUGAUGCCAAGAACUUUUAUGAUGAAUAUGCAAGACAGGAAGGGUUUAUUGUGCGCAUUGAUAAAUGUCAUCGUUCUGAAAUUGACAACAGAAUUAUUUCUCGUCGUCUUACUUGCAAUAAGGAAGGUUUUCAUGUGAGAGGGAAAAAUGAUAAAGUCAACCCUUAUCGGAAACCACGGGUUAGCAUAAGAGAAGGCUGCGAGGCAAUGAUGAUGGUCAAAGUUAAUAAAUGUGGGAAGUGGGUUGUUACUAAAUUUGUAAAAGAACAUAGUCAUCCACUGAUGGGUUCUGGUGUUCGUUCUUAUCGUACAACAGAAUCGAAGGAUAAGAGAAUUCGACAACUCACAAAGGAACUCGAGCGUCGAGAUCAGCAAUGUCAGCAAUAUCGCAAGCUGAUACUUUCCCUUCUGGAAACUGUUGAGGAGCAAAAUAAAUUCUUAUCAACGAAAGUUGAACAUGUUGUUCAGUGUGUGAAACAACUUGAGAAUGAUGUGCAAAAACCUUUGGACACUAGCUAGCACUCAUCAUGGUUUCAUUAGAUUUUGAUUUCUUGGUUGACUUAGUUCAAGUGUAAAGAAUUCAAUAACCAAUAUAGAGGAAGUUGGGGGGGUGCUUUGCCAAAGAAUUUGUGCUUCACCCAAAUUCAUGAGUAGUUAAAAGGUAUUGGUAAAUCAGCUUUAUUGAUAGCAAUUUCCUUCUUGGUGAUUUUGUUUUUAAUAUAAAUUAGAACAAAAAUUGUAAAUAACUCCUUUGAACUUUGACAUGAGUAAUUUUGAUCCUAUUCUGUCA
This is a messenger RNA of Arachis ipaensis, 1031 nucleotides long. RefSeq names its product protein FAR1-RELATED SEQUENCE 5. Lineage: Eukaryota; Viridiplantae; Streptophyta; Magnoliopsida; Fabales; Fabaceae. The record is from RefSeq and is a predicted model, not a curated record.